AUGAAGAUCGUUGCUGAUUCUCUAGUGAUUCUCCUUUUUCUUGUUUUGUGCAUAUCAUAUGCAAAUGGAGAUGAGAAAUCUCUCCGGGGCACCGCCGGCGGCAGCAGUGGCUCUAAUGGAUUGGGUGGUGGAGGGAAUCUAGGUGGCGGUGUUGGACCUUCCGGCAGUGGUUUACACAUUGAAGUCGGCCUUGGAGGAGGGUUGGGAAGUAUUGUAAACGGUGGAGUAGGAGGUGGGGGUGGUGUUGGUGUGAAUGGUGGAGGAGUAGGAGGAGGUGGUGGGCUUGGAGGUGGUUUGAAAAUCCUGGGUGGCGGACUAGAAAUAGGCGGUGGAUUUGGUGGCGGAGCUGCGAUUGGUCCAAAGGGUAUUACGAUUGAUCCAAUACGGGGUAGUAUUGGAAUUGGACCAGGGGCGGCUACAUCUGGAAAUGGCGGUGGCAGUGGGAACGAUUUUGGCGGCGGCGGAGGAGGCGGAGCAAACAACAACGGUGGUGGUAGUGGCGGCGGCUCUGGUGGUCGCGACUAA
This is a messenger RNA of Ipomoea triloba (trilobed morning glory), 525 nucleotides long. Its product is annotated as acanthoscurrin-1-like. The record is from RefSeq and is a predicted model, not a curated record. The coding region runs from base 1 to 525 and encodes 174 amino acids. The transcript has a single exon. NCBI's taxonomy places the organism in Eukaryota, Viridiplantae, Streptophyta, Magnoliopsida, Solanales, Convolvulaceae.